UAUACCCGGCAAAACAGGUUGUCUGGCCAAUUGCUGACUAGAACGUAUCUAAUCUGUGGGAAAACAACAAUAUUACUCAUAACAUACAGUACCAACGUGUCUUGGGGUUGGGAUUGAUUAGAAUGGGCAUUUUUAUUUCAGUUUUGUUUCGACUGUUUUCGAAAUGGGUCUCGCAAAUAUAGAAGAGCUCUAUGACGACUGUCUGUACCAUAUAUUUGCAUUUUUGCCCACUGAAGAUCGCAUUAUUUUCGCUCAAGUAUGCCAUAGAUUUCGUCAGCUUUUCAUAAGCCAAUGUGCUGCUAAAUACCGUGUGUAUACCCUCGAUAAGGACAGUUCCCGACUUGAGCUGAUACAAUUUUGUAUUUGUCGCGAGGCGGUCGAGUCCUUGACCAUUGAUCUGGAUCACUUUGAUACGGCCAGAUGUUAUAGAACCUAUGGAUGCGUAACUCCAGAAAACUGUUUUCAAAUUCUAUGCCAGACUUUGGCCGGAAUGAUAAGGCUAGAGCAUUUGGUAGUCAAGCAGGAAUCGAUGCUAGUUACACCCAUUGAAAAGCCCUUCGAUCAAAUAUUGACUGCCGUCAGACAUUCACCGAAGCUCAGAAGAUUGGAAGUUUGUGCUAGAGAUGACUGCAGUUUGGACCGUCUAAGCCAACAUUGCCAUCUCGAACACCUGCAGAUCCUCGUCCCGAAAAUUUCACUCUCUACUCUGGUGAAAUGUUGCAAGUCCAGUGGCAAUCUUCGCAGCCUGCAUCUGGGCUAUGCCUGCAUUCAGAAGAAUUUGAGCUACAUAGUGCCGCACUGCAAGAACCUGGAGGUGCUCAGGUUCGGCAUGCCCGCGAAUUCUUCAGAGUACUUGCAACUGGCUGGGCUACCGAAGCUCCGGGAACUAUCGUACUUUGGGAUUCGCAGAAGCGGCUUCUUUGAGCCACUACUAUCAGCACUGGCUGCCAAAUCGCAGUUGACACAUCUGUCCAUCGACGGAGGGAGUCUUACUCUGCAGGAGACAUGCCAGUUGGUCCGCAUCCAGAGCUUAAGGCACUUCAAGGGCUUCUGCUCAACGAGUGACUGUGUGGAGAUGCUGGGUUGUCUUGCCAAUCUGGAGGAGCUCUGCCUCUCGAUGUUCUGCCCAACGGAUGUUUCCAAUAAUCUUCUGCCAAUCAUUGCAAAAUGCAAAGAUCUGAAACUCCGAAUUGCAGGGGGCAAUGUCAAUGCAAAGUCCUUAAAAGAUGCUAUAAGCCUUAGGAAAUCUGAACCAGUUGUGUUAGUAGUUGAAAAAUAGAUCAAAAAGUUGCACUUCCUUUGUUACACUUACUCAGACAGCAACUAACCAAAUUUAAAGCGUUUUAGGUAGUUCAAAUGAGUAACUUUAUCGAAUUAGAGAUUAAAAAGUGCACUUUAAGUGCAUGGAAACGCUUUCGUUAAAAGUUGUAAUCUGUCGUUAUACAAGAUAAUACAU
Drosophila yakuba is the source of this 1456-nucleotide messenger RNA. RefSeq lists its product as uncharacterized. The record is from RefSeq and is a predicted model, not a curated record. The transcript is spliced from 2 exons. Bases 164 to 1279 code for a protein of 371 amino acids. Gene Ontology annotation, molecular function: protein binding. NCBI's taxonomy places the organism in Eukaryota, Metazoa, Arthropoda, Insecta, Diptera, Drosophilidae.